AUGAUAGCGUACGACACGGCCAGCCCCACCAGUGCGGCACUAGCAACCUCACCAAACACGUGCAGGUACAAGAAGACUGGUGCAGCAGAGAUCUACCAGAUCGUAGCCCAGAGGGAAUGUCCUGGGGAGAAGAGCGCCAUGGACGCAGAGCAGGGGGGAUCUACUAUUAAGAAAUUAUUUAAAGAAUUUCAUGUUGUGACAGUUCCCUUUUCUCCCCCUCUGACAAUUAGCUUGAGUGGAGUUGAGUUAGCAGUGGAGGCCCUACGAGGCAGGGAAGAAUUGGAUCUUCUCAAUCCUGGUAUCAAAGGACCAAAGCUCAACUUUCCAGGUGGUAGCUGGCUUGAAGCUAAGGAAAUACAACAACUACUGGACCAGAGAAAGGCUGUACUUGCUGCACCUUGUAUUUACAAGCUGUCUGAUGUCAUCUUGGGGGAAUAUAAUCCUGAACUGGGCUUGGUGAUGCUCAAGAAAACUGCAGGCAAAAAAUGGGGUUACAUGGGUUUAUCUCUGAAGAGUCAGACCUACCUAUAUCCUGAAGAGGCUAUCUUCCUCAUGGAAAUGAAAAUGAUGGAGCUGGUGCAUGAAGGGAUACCUAUCAGCACCCAAAGAGCCUUCAAUCUUCUUUUGACAUCCUGUGACUCUCUUGAACAGUAUAAAGUGUAUGCAUACCUGUCUCAAGAAGGUUAUAAAGUCAUGAGGUAUAGGUCAAGGGAUGUCACAUGGUAUGAGAAACGUAUUCGCCUUCACACCUAUCAACACAAGAGAGAGAAGAAACCAGUACCCAUCCAAAUGUCUGCAAGUUCUCAGGAUUCUGUGCAUCAGGAGUCUUUCCUCUCUUUAUCAAGCAAGGAAGUCAAGCAACAUGAGAUGGACUUUGAGGAUAUUGAAACUGUGAUACUGGAUGGGACAUUGGAGAAGCCUUCUACGGAACAUGUAAUACAGGCAUCUAAAUGUAAGAAUCUCAGAGAAGUAUCUAUGGAAUCCCUUCCCUCUGUCCAAAAACAUGUGGAGAUUCCAAAAAGUGCUGAAGAUGCUUCACCUGUUAAAAGUGAGAGUGAAGGAAAUGUUCAGGCUGAAUCUGCAUCCAACGAGAUUACAGCCUUUUCUAAUUCAGAAGAAAGGGAAGAGGUAGAGGUUUGUCUCCCCACCAUCCUUGCAUCAGCUGCUGCAUCAGUAAAAAUCUCAGAUGAUGUGAAAGAGACAGAAGGGAAAAGUGAGCCCUUUUUUGCUGUAGCUUGUUCCUUGGAAGAUGUGAUUGAGGCUUCCCUGCCAGAUUCUUCUAAACCUUCUAACAAUGAUGGUGAAUUUAAUGAUUCUUCAUCCCAGAAAUCAAUUGAAGUGAUAGAGAUAACAGAUGAUUUAGAAGGCAUGUCAAGUGAUAAAGUCAUUCUGUCUGGUAAGUCCCAGCCAGGAUUGAAAGAUUGUGAAGACGUAAUUGUUUUAGAUUCUGAUGGGGAUGAUACUUGUGCUGCAAGCACCUUAACUCAAGGGAGACAAUUGAAGCAGAAGAAAUCUUCACCCCUGCAGGAUUUAGUUAAGUCCUGUGCUCCAAAGCGAAUGAAGGCUGAUACCAAGCAGAAUGUGGAGGUCAUAACAGUUUUGGACUCUCCAGUUUUCAGCCCGCCUCCUUCAUCAUCUCGAGAUGAACUCCUUUCCAUCAUUCCAAACAUGUAUGGGCGUAACAGAAUCACAUUGCAAGUUCACAGGGAUAUCCUCCUUCCUCCUAAUUCUGAGCCCAUUAAAGAUGAGUACACCAUUGACAUUGCAAAAAUGCAGGCUGAAGUGAGAGAAAAAGUUGCUAAGACUACAUCAAGGUCUCAGAAGGAACCUCCUAAACCUUCCUCUACUGGAUUCCAAAGAAAUGCUAGCCUGCAGUCAAACUUCAAUACUUCCUCAAACUGGCAAAGAUAUCAAAGACCUCCCCUAAGUUCACAUCAAUUUGAACAUUUCCACAGCCAGACACAUUUUAGAAUGGAAUCUGCUCCAGGUCAUUGGUCUGGAAGUUCUUAUUAUGAUCCCAUGCCUCCCUUUGUUCCUAUGCCUUCUCAUCACAUAGAUCCCUGGAUUCAGGAGCAUUAUCCUCCUAACUUUAUGUAUAACUACCCCCCGCCCUUUAGUGGGAGGAACUCUGGCCAAUCUGGUUAUCCACCUCCAGCCCAGCAACAUUUCUUCCCCAGGGCAGCACAGCCAAGACAUAGGCAUGCAUUUAUAGGACAAAGUCAUGGGCACCGAGGGGCAUGGUCAAAGUAUCGUCAAAAUGCUCAUGCCAGAAAAAAUGAAUCAAGAAGUGGAGUUUUCAGGAAUCAAGACAAAAAUGAGAGCUAUGAAAGUGCCUUUCCAAGAAUUCCUCCUGAAGUGGAGAGUUGGAGGAAGGUGAAGAUUAAGUUGAAGGACAAAGAAGAAAAGGAGACUUUGACUAAAGGACCUCUGAAAUCUCUCUGGAAUGGAACUGUGAAACCUCUCAUUGAACCCAAGGAUGCUGUUAAUGUUGGUACAGUACUGAGGCAGAUUGAUGUGGGGCCAACAGCCACAAACAGUGCAGAAAUAGUUCAGGAAGAAAGUUUAUCAAGUGAUGAAGUAAUUUUUGAUAUUCACCUCCCAACAGUUACAGUGAAGAGACACCAUCCUCCUGAGCCUUUACUGCGUGUCUUCCUUCUACCUACAAGACAUGAGACUAUGGCCUCAGUCAUAAAGAGGGUUCAAGCUUGGCAGAGAGAAAGAGCAGAUGAAGUCCCUAUUGUUGUUGCACGGUGUGUGGGAUCUUCUGUCCAGUUCUUCCACUUCAGGGACUUUGUGUUACCUUCACCUGAUGGCUGAAGUGCAUUUGUGAUAAGGUGGAUAAGGCAUGAAGAUCAUUCUUGAAGAACUCAUUACUUGUAUCUAUCUGCUCUUGUGAUAAUGGCUGGCUUAUUCGAAGCAACUAAAGUCCAAUCAGCGC
Molecule: messenger RNA, 2938 nt
Organism: Darwinula stevensoni
Lineage: Eukaryota; Metazoa; Arthropoda; Ostracoda; Podocopida; Darwinulidae
Source: the annotation of a GenBank genome assembly